Molecule: messenger RNA, 2120 nt
Organism: Hypoxylon trugodes
Lineage: Eukaryota; Fungi; Ascomycota; Sordariomycetes; Xylariales; Hypoxylaceae
Product: amidase
Exons: 7
Coding region: 210-1877 (555 amino acids)
Source: RefSeq, a predicted model, not a curated record
GGGGGAGAAAGGUCAAAGCACAAUUUAUACCUCUAUUAUACCUCUUCCAUGCAGCUUUUGCUCUAAUUGGCUGGAAGUGGAUCACGUGUGGUUGGUCCCAGAGGAUUUGGAUUUGCGAUCUCGCAUCCAACUUCAUAGAUAACAUCCUCUUGGGUCAUCAUAAGCUUACCUCUGAGUAUCCGACGACCAAGUUUGAAUCUUUCAACACGAUGAAGUUCGCAAAUUUGCAAAUGUCUGUCUCGUGCCUUGCCACCUUGGCACUAGGCAACAUUAAUCCUAGGUUCACCACAUGCCGCUCUGGUUUACGGGCAUCGUCACAGCAAUAUCUAUCGUUGAAAGACGCUACCAUCGACGAGCUUGGGGCAGGUCUUGACAGCGGACAAUUUACUAGCGUCGAUCUAGUCAAGGCAUAUCUAGAUAGAAUAGGGGAAGUGAACGAUGUUCUACAUGCCGUCACUGAGACCAACCCAGAUGCUCUGGCUCUGGCGACCGAAUUAGAUGCGGAACGUUCAGCUGGAUUUACUCGAGGGCCGCUCCAUGGAAUCCCCAUUCUUAUCAAGAAUAACAUCGCUACCGAUGAUAAGUUAAACACGACCGCCGGUUCAUAUUCUCUUCUUGGUGCGAGAGUCCCUAGAGAUUCAGCAAUCGCGAACAAACUCCGAAGUGCUGGAGCCAUCAUUCUCGGAAAGGCCAAUCUUAGCCAGUGGGCAAAUUUUCGAUCUAAUAAUUCUACGAAUGGCUGGUCGGCCUUGGGAGGUCAAGUUUAUGGCCCCUACUACCCUAAUCAGGACCCCUCCGGAAGUUCUAGCGGAAGUGCAGUAUCUUCUACACUCGGUUUAGCAUCAGGAACCUUAGGGUCAGAGACCGACGGUUCAAUUAUUUCCCCAUCAUCAAAGAAUAAUAACGUCGGGAUAAAGCCAACUGUUGGGUUGACAUCUCGAAAUUUGGUUAUCCCCAUUAGUGAGCAUCAAGAUACCGUUGGUCCGAUAGCAAGAACCGUUAAGGAUGCUGCGAUUAUUCUGCAAGCAAUCGCUGGAGUUGAUCCAUAUGAUAAUUACACAUCUGCCAUCCCCGAUAAUGGAACUAUUCCGGACUAUGUUGCUGCUUGUCAAUUAUCAGCUCUUUCAGGGGCUCGGAUUGGUGUCGCUCGCAACGCGAUAGAGCUUCUUUCAAGCAGCAUUUCCAGUGCUCAGGUUACUGCUUUUGAAGAGGCGAUUUCAGUUCUUGAAGCCGCAGGAGCUACUAUAGUUGAUAAUACUAAUUUUACAGCAGCUGCGGAAUUCCUAAACUCGACAGUGGAAAUGCAAGUUUUACAAGCCGAUUUUCUUGUCAAUUUGGCAAGUUAUUUGGAGUUACUGACCGAGAAUCCCAAUAAUGUCACGUCUCUCGCAGGAGUGCGAGACUUUACGCAGUCUUUUCCCGCCGAGGAAUACCCAGCCAGAGACACGGCGGUUUGGGAUGAUACUAUAUUCAAACAGGGUUGGAAUAACACAGACCCUAGAUUUUGGCCCGCCUACCAGCAAAAUCUUUACUAUGGUGGUGAGGGUGGUCUUCUAGGGGCUAUCGAGCGGAAUAAUCUCGAUGCAGUGAUCUUACCAUCGGAUCAGUCCCCUACUUUUGCUGCAGGUGUUGGAGCGCCAAUUGUCACGGUACCAUUGGGAUUUUCUCCUGCCAAUAUGACUGUUGUGAAGAAUUCGUGGGGGCUUGUCACUGACGGUCCAAACAUACCGUUCGGUCUUAGUUUCAUGGGAGCUAAAUUCACCGAGGCGAAAUUAAUUGGUUUUGCCUACGCUUUCGAGCAGAGGACAAAUAUUAGGGAUCAACAACAGCCGUACAUUGUUCCGAGCACAGAGCUUAUUGACGUAGUUGGUCAGUAGAUGUACUCAGGCAACUAUUGAUGAACUCUCCAGAUAUCUAAAUAUAGACCCAUGCACGGGUCAGAGCUAGUAAUAUGCUCUAAGUUACAAUCGUAGCUUUGAGAUCGCCGGAUGGCCCCGACUCAAUAAGGUUGUUGCCGGCCUGUCAACUUAGUCUGUUCAACGUGAUUAGUUGAAGUUGAAGUAGCGUUGAACGACACGGCCGUUCUUGGCGCCUCAUUCUUAACGCUUUGAUAUCGCGGG